AUGCUUUCCAGACAACUGCUCCAUAGAUCAUCGUUGAUAUCAAUUGAUACUCAAGAUGGCAAGGCAAAAUCAUUAAGUGAGAAAAGCCAAGAGCUAAGAGAAGAAGUGAUCGCCCAAUGCCAAAAAUUCGACAUAUUAGAGCAGGUGCUAGAUGAUGCGCUCGAAGAAUUACAUAGCCCAAUAUAUUCAGCAUUUAGCUCGUCAAUUCACAGCGAUAGUGAUGAUCAGAUUUUCAACGAAGAUUUUAAUCAAGCAGGUGAGACUGGCAGUGAUAUCGAGAGCAUUAGUGUUGACUCACAGGAUUUUCAAUACGUGUUUUCCGAGAAUAAUUCUACUGCUCAUCUUAGAAAGCUCUCUAUGAACUCAUUGUCGACUUAUGGAGACAAUAAUACCGAAUUCAGUUUCAUUCCAGGUAAAAGUCAUGUGUCCCAAUCGUCACAAAUCACUUCAGUUUGCACUCCUUACGAGAAUGACAAUUUUUUUCACAACUCUAAACUCAUACAAGAAGAUUAUGAAUCUCCAGAUGAACCAUCUGAUGUUGGUCGGGACAUUGAAGAUUAUGGGUAUGAUCAGAAGCCCAAUAAAAAAUCUCACCAAACUCAAGAUAGCCUUGUCAGUGAAGACUUGGAUCGUGCAAUCAGAGUGCAACUCUGCAAGGCGAAGUUAGUCUAUGUUAGAAGUUCUAUGUCUUCCGAGACAUCAAAUCUUGUCAUAGAUUCUAAUGAAUUUCCAGCAUCUUUAGCAGUCAAUUCUGUCAAUAAAUCAACACCAUGCUUUUCUUCAAAAAUCCCUAGUACUCCUGAAAGAGGUACAUUUCUUCAAUCCCCAAUGUCUGAAACCAUCACCUAUUCAGCCCAAAGACAUGCAGAUUCCUUAAUACUUCGACCAAGCCGCUCGAUUGAAUCAGCCUUUCAAUCAAAAUUUGACUUUCUAGAGAAAAUAAAUAGCUUCACUGGAGUACCUGAAGAUUCAGCUGAUAUCGUGACAGAAAUCAUUGACUCAUAUUAUGAGAGGGAAACAGAAGAGACUGAUGAAGUUUAUCCAGACUUUGGGGUUAAAGUUCCGAUCAAACUUGACUUCUCUGUGGUGCAAUGA
Messenger RNA from Saccharomycopsis crataegensis, 1095 nucleotides. RefSeq lists its product as uncharacterized. The transcript has a single exon. The record is from RefSeq and is a predicted model, not a curated record. Bases 1 to 1095 code for a protein of 364 amino acids. Lineage: Eukaryota; Fungi; Ascomycota; Saccharomycetes; Ascoideales; Saccharomycopsidaceae.